AUGGCCCAUGCCCCUCUCCUGAGAACGAACACUGCACCGACCUUGGUUCAUCAGUCCUCCCACGGUUUCGGAGCUGCGCCAACCACCAUGAGCAGUGCACCGCGUGGGAGCCAACUCUCUGGCUCGACAGCCUACAACAGCUCAUCGGCAUCGUUAGCCUCACUCUCUACCGCGACAACAUAUGCACCUAGCUCCGCUCCUGGCACGGUCGUGGCCACCUCCAACAUUAUCAACCAAAAGGCCGAUGCCUCCCGGUCUCUCUAUCACCUAUGCAUGUCCUUGAAGGCUCGUCUGGCCCUAGUCCCCGGAUUCGACGAGCAUCUUCGACAGCUCGACCCUCACGAUCCCGUCGAGUCUUUAUGGGGCCUUUUCCGGAAAGGCUAUCCUCUUCUUACCAUCUACAAUGCCCUACAACCAGCCGAACCUCCCCAGAUUGGCAAUCUAAAUGCCUCGGAGAGUAAACGGUCCAAGAUCGCCCUUUUCAAGUUCAUAGAGGCCUGCUUGAAGGACUUGGGUGUCCCUGCUGCGGAAUGCUUCGUCAUCAGCGAUGUCCUGGGUAACGACACCACCGGUUUCGUCAAGGUGACCCAAGUGGUAAACCACGUUCUCGAUAUUGCUGAACAGCGUGGGCUGUUAUUGCAACGGCAGCCGUAUCCCGAAGAUGAACUCACGGUCGAGCCUGGCUCAAAGCUGAGCACGCGUGACUACAUUGUCAGGGAGUUGGUGGACACGGAACGCAAAUACGUGCAAGAUUUAGAGAACCUUCACGAUCUCAAGAGCAGCCUCGAAACAAAAAGCAUCGUGCCCGGCGAUACUAUCCACCAAAUAUUUCUCAACAUCAACGCUAUUCUCGACUUCCAGCGCCGGUUCCUUAUUCGCGUCGAAACAACCAACUCGAUGCCGCAGACGUCACAACAAUGGGGCUCUCCUUUUGUCGCGUACGAAGAUGCGUUCGAUAUCUAUAGACCGUUCAUCGCCAAUCAGCGAAAGGCUGGACAAGUUGCGAACCAGGUAUUCGAUCAGAUCCGAUUAUCGGGACAUCCUGUAGCUGUGGACUUCAACACCCUUGACAGCUUUCUUCUUAAGCCCAUGCAGCGCCUUGUCAAAUACCCCCUCCUUCUCAAGGAUCUACUAAAGCAGAGCGAUGACGAGGACGAGAAAGCCGACCUCUCAGCCGGCAUUGAGGUCGCCGAGCGCAUUUUGACCAAGGCCAACGAAGAGAUAAACCGUGAUGUGUUGGACGAAGCCCUCGAGGAUCUUCGCAAUCGGGUAGAUGACUGGAAGAACCACAAAGUCGAACAAUUCGGCAAGCUCUUGCUCCAUGGCGUCUACACAGUGGUCACUGGCAAGUCCGAACAAGAAAAAGACUAUGAGAUCUACCUGUUCGAGUGCAUUCUGCUGUGCUGUAAGGAAGUGUCGCAGAACAAGAGCAAGGAUAAGAAGGACAAGACGAGGUCGACUGGCCCCAAGAUCAAAAACAAGAACGCGCGGCUGCAGCUCAAGGGUAGAAUCUUCAUGACGAACGUGACGGAUAUUGUCACCCUUUCCAAGCCUGGUUCACAUAGUGUCCAGAUAUGGUGGAAGGGCGAUCCCGGAAUCGAGAACUUCAUGAUCAAAUUCAACAACGAGGAAGUACUGAAGAAGUGGGCCCAAGGGCUCGAGGUACAGCGCAAAGUGAACGACCCGAAGGCAAACAGCCCAGAUACCUCGACUCCCGAGUUCGCAUGGACAAGAGAACACGGAUCUGAACUCCAGAACCCCUACCUUAACCAGCAGGACGACGACGACGACGACGACGACGAACUAGGCCCGACUUCGGCCCCGGCGCAGUUCCCCCCGCCGCCGAGUGGUAGGAUCCCGCGCAACGCUUCCAGCAACAGCCUGCGCCAGCGUUCAGCAACUAGUGACAGCACCCACUCCCUUGCCAGCAUGGUUCGCGCGGCGCCACCGCGUUUUCCGAUGCCACCCCCCGCUCCUCUGAGCCUUCAGACGCAGGGCCCCGGCCAGACCUCACCACUUCCCCGGGGCGGGGAUUCGUAUUUCUCCCCCAUUGCAGAGUCUCCAGCUUCGUCACGCACUAGUACCGCCAGCAGCAUGGCACCUCCUUCUGCCUACCCGUUCCCUAAGACGGGUACCCCGCAACCGGGCUGGGGAGAAGACCACAACAGGUACACGGCGCCGGCAAUGCCUCGCUCAUCAUCCCGAGAUGGGACCUCGCCCAACCAGUACGGUAUAAGCGGCAGGAACGCUAGAGGACCAUCAUUGCCGGCCAUGGCGUCAAACAGCCAGAGUGCUGCGCAGCAACAGCGGAGCCGGUCGUACAGCACUCCGGACAUCAACGGCCCCAACGUCCCUCCCGGCUCCCGACGAAACCCAAGUAUCCCGAACAUGCCGGUGCCGGGCAUACCGGCACAUCUACACGCAGCACAUGACAGCAGCAUCCCUCGAUCUCAGACCGGAUCGCCGAGGUUGAACGAGCUUCCGGUCCGGUCUAACACCCAGAGCCCGAGUACGCAGCGGGAACGCCAAUAUGGUCAUCAGUCGACGGGCAGUUACGGGGGCACGAUGGCACAGUUCCCCAGUCAGCCCAUCUACCAGCGACAACCGACACCGAACCAGGGUCACUCGGAAAGGCAUCUGAGCAUUGACGCGACAGCGAGUAGAAGGAUUUCGCCUCCCUUGGGCACUGGCACACAGACGAAUCCGCUCGCGAGUCCGGACCUACCUCUCCCCACGCAGCUCAAGGUCAAGGUCAAUUGCGUGGACAGCGGGAACUACGUCACGCUUGUUGUCGCGUUCAACAUUACGUAUCAGUCUUUGAUAGAUCGCAUCGACGCCAAACUCGCCCGGUUCACGAACAGCAGCAUUAGUAAGGGCAUGCUGAAACUGCGGUAUCGAGACGAAGAUGGUGAUUUCGUGACGAUUGAAAGCGAUGACGAUAUCCAAAUUGCGUUCCUGGAAUGGCGAGAAGGUGCUGGGAACAUGUAUCCUGGGGGUGUCGGCGAGAUUGAGCUCUUCUGUGUUGGGGACACCAGCCCUGCGUCCUGA
This is a messenger RNA of Sodiomyces alkalinus F11, 3048 nucleotides long. Its product is annotated as rho guanine nucleotide exchange factor scd1. The transcript has 5 exons. Gene Ontology annotation, biological process: establishment of cell polarity; intracellular signal transduction; septin ring organization. Gene Ontology annotation, molecular function: protein binding; guanyl-nucleotide exchange factor activity. The record is from RefSeq and is a predicted model, not a curated record. The coding region runs from base 1 to 3048 and encodes 1015 amino acids. Gene Ontology annotation, cellular component: division septum; nucleus; cytoplasm. Lineage: Eukaryota; Fungi; Ascomycota; Sordariomycetes; Glomerellales; Plectosphaerellaceae.